This is a messenger RNA of Vavraia culicis subsp. floridensis, 1105 nucleotides long. RefSeq lists its product as uncharacterized. Gene Ontology annotation, molecular function: oxidoreductase activity. Bases 125 to 1027 code for a protein of 300 amino acids. The transcript has a single exon. NCBI's taxonomy places the organism in Eukaryota, Fungi, Microsporidia, Pleistophoridae. The record is from RefSeq and is a predicted model, not a curated record.
UUUUGGUUUACCAAGUACGAGGCUGCUAGCAGCACACGGUGGAGCGUGUCAGUUACUGUCAAAAUAAUUUCUUGGUGGUUCCUUACAUGCCGAUAAUCACCAACCUGUGUUGCUGUCUGCUCCUAUGUUUUUAAUUAAAAAGAAAAGCAGCCCUGGUAUGCUGCCUACGAUCCUCAAAAUUUUUGUUGUUUUUUUCUGUUUCCGUGUAAUUUACUUCAACUACAGGUUCCUUGCCUCCAGGAUCUUGAACUACCGGGUGUGGCGGAACAUCAAAGGACGAUGGAUCAUGGUAACAGGUGCUACGGAUGGCAUAGGCAAGGAAAUAGCACUAGUACUUGCAAAAAUGAAGCAAAACAUCAUUAUAGUGGGCCGAAAUGCAGAUAAACUGGAGGCUACCCGAGCCGAGGCUGCAAAGCUUACGCAGUGCAAGACCGUUCUUUUGGACUUUGCGGCUGAACAGUCGUUUGAGGGCAUCGAUACCGACAACAUCGGCAUGCUCAUCAACAAUGCCGGUGUGAGCAGCGAGUACACCAAAGACUUCGUGGAUGAUGAGCGGGUAUCACAGAUCAUCAACGUGAACAACCUGAACACGAUAAAACUUACGCAGAAUGUGCUCAGGAAAAUGGACAGGUACUCGUACGUAAUUAACAUUGGCUCGAAGGUUGCUGACUUUCCCUGCCCGCUGCAUGCGGUGUAUGCAGCUUCUAAGAGCAUGCUCAAGUCGUGGUCUGUUUCUCUUGCAUACGAGCUAAACCACAAGUAUGUCCAUGUUGAAUAUGUUACUCCGAAUUUUGUGGCCACGAAGAUGAGCAAAAUAAGGAAGCCCAGCCUGUUUGUGCCCUCUGCACACGAUUUUGCCAAGUCGGUGGUUGAAAGCGUGGGCACUUUCUACGAGAACACGCCCUACUUCUAUCACAUGAUGCAAAAUGUUCUUCUUACGUUUAUUCCCGAUGUUAUGAUUGGAUACGCUGUGUACUUCCAACACAGCCACAUCAAAAAGCUAGCGCUGAGAAAAAAAAAUAAGUAAAAGCUGUUGGAACGGUUCAUUCAUCAUUUUUGUUGCUAAAAGUCGUUUAUUCGUCGCCUUACACCAACAGCGCUGUUC